AUGUCCCGCGACCACAAUUUCGACACAGACACUGCAUCCAACUCGUCGUCAAACAGCUCUUCUGAGGAUGAGGACGAGGUGAACCGUCGUAUAUGUCCGGAUUGGGAGCGCCACCGCGAAAUCAUUGAGCAGCGAGGGUUUCAUCUGGACACAGUACGAGACGUGAAGCAUUUUUAUGAAGUGUACUGGGGUGAGGAGGGAACAAAGCAUUGCGCAGAAUAUUCUCGCAUAUGCAAUCUUCCUGACGACUCCGCGCUGUGCAAGGAUCCAGGUCUCCAUGACAAUCUUUUCCGGGGACGUCGGGUUAAGGAUGGAACGAGGAUCAUGGUAAAGGCGGUUCAUCUCCGUAGCCGUGAAUUGGAUGUCACCCGAUUUCUUUCCUCGCCCCCGCUGAGAAGUAACACGAUGAAUCAUUGCAUUCCUGUCCUUGAUCUCAUAGAGAUUCGCGCUCAUGACAUGGCCUUUAUUGUGAUGGAGGAGUGGUCAUCUCAGCUUAUUCCGGAUGCUCCAUGUUGCUUAAGACUGUUUUUGAUGGCUGUCCGCUCCUGUAUUGAGCACAUCGCCUUCAUGCACCUCCACGGAAUUGCUCAUCUCGACAUUUCGCUGCGGAACCUUGUGACGGAUUAUCAAGGUCACUAUGCGUGCAUCGAUUUUGAGUUGAGCAGACGCUAUGGACCACUUGACCGACCUCGAAUUCAAGGCGUACGAGGAACAGAACUCCCUCCGGAACUAGAACGAGGUGAAUCAAGUGACCCGUUCAAAGUAGAUGUCUGGGCACUAGGCGCAGUGAUCAUCAAAGCCUGCCAAUUGACAGGCUAUAUUCUUCCAGAGCUGAUCAUCAUCACCAAUUCGAUGCUCCAUGAGGAGCAGCGCCGCCGACCAGCCGCCAUGGACGUUUUGAAAUCAUUUGACAAAAUGAUCACAAAUAUAGGAGACCAACAAUGGCAUGACUGUUCGAAGCGAACAGUGCACCAAGUUUAG
This is a messenger RNA of Heterobasidion irregulare TC 32-1, 981 nucleotides long. RefSeq lists its product as uncharacterized. The record is from RefSeq and is a predicted model, not a curated record. Gene Ontology annotation, biological process: protein phosphorylation. The transcript is spliced from 5 exons. Lineage: Eukaryota; Fungi; Basidiomycota; Agaricomycetes; Russulales; Bondarzewiaceae. The coding region runs from base 1 to 981 and encodes 326 amino acids. Gene Ontology annotation, molecular function: protein kinase activity; ATP binding.